AUGUCCCGUGAGAAGUUGGACGGCGAGGCAAUGGCCGAAUACUGGCGUAACCGGCUGGAAAAUGCCACACCAGCCUCAUUUCCACCCAGGGCCUCAGGGGCAGGCGAAUUGAAUGAGGGUGGAAACACGAAGUUGUACGGGAAGACGGUCGACAUCCCUCAGAUUGGCAGCCUCCCAGUCCAGCUGUCAACACUCCUCCAGGCCGCAUGGGCGAUGGUCAUGUCGCGGCAUUCUGACUCCGAGGAUGUAACGCUUGGUUAUGUCCUCUCGGCUAGAGAUGGGGGGGAUCUGGGCUCGGCUGGCUCCACGGCUGUCACAGUUCCCAUGAGAUUUCACUUGCUGAAGGAGGAAUCAGCACUGCGCUUCCUUCAGUCUGUUGAAAAUCAAUCACGAGAGAUCGCGCCUUUUGCGACAUUUGGCAUCAAAAACAUUGCCAGAGUAAGCCAGGAUGCAGAAUCGUCCUGUGCGUUCACGAGCCUGAUGGCCUUUCAACGGAUAGAAGACACUAUCACACCUGGGAAAGGUGCCACGAAAAAGGGCCACUGGGCCGUGAAUGAUUUUUUCUCUACUGGACAGUCACUUCUCUGUCAGUGUUUGGUGCAGGAAGGGCAUAUUGAGAUCGACCUAAAGUAUCGAUCUGAUAUUAUUGGCGACAACACCGUCUGCGCUCUCGCCCACCACUAUGAGAGCGCCAUUCGGGGCCUCGCAGUGGGAGGACCUGCCAUGAAACUCGGAGAUAUCAGCUUGGCAGGCUCGUGGGACGUUCAGCAGGCUACGGUAUGGAACCAGGCUCGUCCCGAAACAACUUAUGCAUGCUGGCAUGACAAGGUUGAGGAGCAGGCUGAGAAGCAUCCCGACACCGUCGCUCUCCAUGCCUGGGAUGGUGUGCUGACUUACCAAGCCUUGAGCGAAAUGUCGGACCGUAUUUGCUCCUUCUUGAUGAGCGAGUGGAACGUACAAGAGGGCGAAAACGUGAUCGUCUUCUACGAGAAAUCACUCUGGUAUACGGUAUGUAUCCUGGCCCUCAGCAAGGCCGGUGCUACCUGGGUGCCACUCGACCCUUCCCACCCGAGGGAGAGGCGGCGGGCGAUUGUCAAGCAAGCAUCUGCUCGACUUGGCCUGACAUCUCCGAAGCUCUAUGGCGAGUGUAAAUUUCUGGUCGACGAUGUUGUCCAAGUCGACUUUGAUCUUGAUAGCCGCCUCUUCAUGAACAGCUUCACGAGUGAGGAGGAUGAGGUCAAGCCCUCGAGGCCAGUAUCCCCAUCCAGCGCGGCAUACAUCCUAUUCACAUCAGGAAGCACUGGAGUUCCAAAGGGAUUUGUCAUUGAGCACAAAUCUUUGGCUACGAGUCAAGUUACGCUUUGGAACAAGCUCCGUUCUCCCCCUGGCACUCGCGUAUUGCAGUUUGCAGCUCACGUGUUUGACUUCGCAAUCAUGGAACUGAUUGGCUCGCUGAUGGCGGGAGCGUCCCUUUACAUCCCGUCUGAAGAGGACAAGAUGGACAACCUUGCAGCAUACAUCAAUUCAAAUGCUAUCCAGCAUCUUAUCCUGACACCUUCUGUAGUGAGGACAUUGCGAGCCAAGGACCUUCCAACGGUGAAUCUGAUUUUCUUGGGUGGUGAGACGGUUACCCAGGAGAUUUUGGACAAUUGGUUCGGCAGAGUGCGGUUAUUCAACGCAUGGGGCCCUGCAGAGGCAACUGUCUGCAGCAGUUUUCAUGAAUAUCGAUCCAAGAGCGACCACCCGUCCACCGUGGGCAAAUCUACGGGAGGCUUUUGCUGGAUCGUGGACCCUGAGAACCAUGAGAAGCUGGCUCCGAUUGGUGCUGUCGGUGAAGUUAUUAUACAGGGACCGACGAUCACGCGCGAGUAUCUCGGCGACAAAGCGAAGACGGAACAGACGGUUAAGCCUGCACCACAGUGGGCUCCAUUCCGAGAUGAAGAGGGAUGGGAUAGGAUCUACAAAUCUGGGGACCUUUGUUUUUACAAUUCUGAUGGCGACAUGCAGUUUGUGUCUCGAAAGGAUACGCAGAUCAAAAUCAGAGGUCUCCGAGUAGAGCUUGGAGAGGUUGAGCAUCAUGUGCUCGAAGGCUUGUCUGGUGUUCGACAUGUGGCUGUCGAUGUGAUCAGAGCGGGAAAUUCAUCCAACCUUGUGGCGUACUUCUGCUACAAUGAUGAAAUGCGUGUCAACAUGGCCACUGACCAAUCGAUAUUUCUCCCAUUUACUGCCGAUCUUGCUCGGCGCGUUAUGGAGUUGGUUGGCAAGCUCAAUCUUCAUCUCCCGUCAUAUAUGGUCCCGACAAUUUUCAUCCCCUGCAGCAUCAUGCCAGCCAACACAUCUCUGAAACUGGAUAGAAAGACGCUGGCAAAGGCAGUUGAUACCCUGAGCCAUUCCGCACUUUCAGGCUACUCACUCGCGAACCUCCCUAAACGCCAGCCGGAGACUGUGAUGGAGUACAGAAUGCAAGCCUUGUGGGCGCACGUUUUGGAUAUUCCCGAAGAAGGGAUCGGAAGAGACGACAGUUUCCUUCGUCUAGGGGGCGAUUCGAUCAAGGCUGCCCAGCUUUCCGCGGUUGCUCGCGACUCUGGUGUACAGAUCUCGGUCAAGGACACCUUCCUAGAUCCGCGAUUAUCUGCUGUUUCAACCCGCGCUUGUACAAUCGAGGCUGACCGCAGACCUAGCGGAGAAAUCAGACCAUUUGAUCUGCUUCCGAGCGGCAUGAAGGAAAUUGUACUCAGCCCCGAGAUUCGGGCAAGAUGUGAUCUCAAGAAUGGACAGAUCAUUGAGAAUGCUUUGCCCGUUACUUCAUUGCAAGAGGGGUUCAUGGCACUCUCUGCGAAACAAUCUGGAUCAUAUAUGGCAAAGUGGGUUUACCGCAUCGCGGAGCAUGUUGAUUUGGAUGACUUCCGCGAGGCUUGGGAAGCCACUGUCGAAGCCUGCAGCAAUCUACGGACCAGGUUGGUCAGGGUGUCGAACCAAACAGUCCAGCUCUAUAUUAAGAACGACGUCGAUUGGGAGGAUACAGCAAGGAUGGACCUUCGCGCUCUCUUGCUCAAGGUAAAGGGCAUGGAAAUGGGUCUUGGUUCUCGUCUCUGUCGAUACGCCCUCGUGCAAGGCUCGAGUCCAUCGGAAAACUUCUUUGUUUUUGUUGCCCAUCACGCCAUCUAUGACGGCUGGACCAUGCGGCUGAUUCUUGGGACUUUGUCUGAAAUUUACAAGGGGACUGCGGUUACCGAACUAAAGCCAUAUGACUAUUUCAUCAAAUACAUUCUGGAUACCAAUCUUCAUGCUGCCAGAGCGUACUGGAAACACCAGUUGCAGGAUGCUUGUCGUCCCGCCUUUCCAGCUCUUGGAGCUCAAGGCCAUGACAACGGUCAGACAAAGCUUCUGAGGAGGACAUUCGAUUUUCUACCUCUGGAUGGAUCAAUCACGAAAGCAACUCUGAUGCGAGCAGCUUGGGCAAUUGUUUUGGCAAGGUAUUCUGAGACGGAUGAUAUCUGUUUUGGUACUUCGAUCUCAGGUCGCCAGGCACCCGUCCCAGAUAUCGCUGAAAUGACUGGUCUCGCAGUGGCUACAGUUCCUGUACAUAUUCAAAUGAACCCCGAGCACCUCGUAUCUGAAUUUCUUGAACAGGUGCAGCUACAGUCAACUGAAAUGGUACCUUUUGAGCAGUUUGGCCUUCAAAACAUUUCCAAACUGGGGACCGACCUCCAGGAAUGUUGUGAUUUCUCGAGUCUCCUUGUCGUCCAGCCCAUUCAGACUAUGGGAGAGAUAGGAAAAGACGCCGAUCGGAUUUUGCUGGACCCGGACAGCCCUGAAGUAGAUGACGAGAGGGAUCUCGACGGGUAUUUUACCAUUCCUCUGGUUGUUCAAGCUUUGGUGUCGGAGAGUAGAACCGAGCUCAUUCUCACUUACAAGACGGGCAUUGUUAGCGAAUACCACGCCAAUGCUAUCUGUAGUCAGAUUGAACACGUUACAAAUAGCCUUGUUUCCAAUCCUAAGCUGCCAUUGAGCGAAAUAUCCGUCGCUGGGUCAUGGGAUUUAGAGCAGGCAAGGAGUUCUUCAAGCAAGGUCACAGAUGUUGUUCAAGCUGUGCUCAACGGCAUUGCCCCAGGGAAGACGAACAAUGGAUCGCAGUCAAAGCUCAUCGGGACUGGUGAACAAGUUGGUCCUGGAUUCGGUUGGGUUGUAGAACCUGAAAAUUAUAAGAAGCUCACACCCAUCGGGGCCGUUGGCGAAAUUAUGAUACAAGGCCCAGCACUGUCCGGCGCGUCCCUCUCUACCAAGAGCUUGCUUGCUUUAGAAGCGCCCGAAUGGGCCUUGAACAGCCAAGGAGGCAACUGGAAUCAGUUUUAUCCAACCGGAGAGCUUGGAUUCAUUAACUCGAAGGGCUCGAUGGAAUUUUUCUGUCGCAAGGAAGACCAAGUCAAAAUAAAGGGAUUCCGGGUUAGACUGUUUGAAGUUGAAGAGACAAUCCGAUCAACUCUGGGACGGACUUGCCAAGUAGUUGUUAGCACCUUCAACGGUGCAUCUGGCAUGGCUCUUGCUGCAUUCCUCUACUUUAGCGACGGACAAAAUGGUGAAGAGUCCACCGGUAACGGAGACCGAGCAACCGACUUGUUCAUGCCAAUCGGCUCCGAGUUGCAGAAGGAGCUUGCAACGGCAGUGAGCAAACUCAGCGUCACUAUCCCUCGGCAUAUGGUUCCCAAACUGUUCAUUCCUUGUCGAUACAUCCCAGUUACCGAAUCAUCUAGGCCGGAUCGACAGGCAUUGGAUGAACAAAGAGCCAAGCUGAACGUUGAACAGAUGCAUCACUACUCGCUCGCUGAUGCAAUCAAAGUCAUGCCAGAUACGCCGAUGGAAAUGACUAUUCAGCAGCUAUGGGCUGAUUUAUUCAACUUGCCGAAACACGCCAUUGGAAAGCACGAGAAUUUCCUGAGUAUCGGCGGUGACUCAAUUACUGCCAUCCAUUUUGUCUCAGCAGCGCAGAAUUCUGGGAUUAAGUUAUCUGUGAGAGACAUUUUCAAUGACCCUAGGCUCUCUGCCGUCGCGAGAUCAGCGGCGGCUAUUACUGAGAUUGAGUCCGAAAUGACACUCAAUCCAUUUGAGUUGCUCGAAGCGAAAGUGAGGGAUUCCGUGCUCAGAAAUGAUGUACGGGAGACGUGUGGAUUGAGCAACCAAAUGGUGAUUGAGAACGCCAUGCCCGUGACCUCACUCCAAGAAGGUCUUAUGGCUCUCUCAGUAAAGCAUCCCGGCUCGUAUAUUGCGAAGUUUGUCUAUCGUAUUGCUGAAGACGUCGAUAUUGAGAAAUUCCGCGCCGCUUGGGAGAAGACAGUGGAGGUUUGUGGCAACCUCCGCAGCAGAAUUGUGCGAGUCUUGAACCAUACCAUUCAACUAUAUGUGAAAGACGAUGUGACGUGGGAGCACACCGCAAACAAGAGUUUGCGGAUGUUCAUCAAUGAAGCUAACAGCUUGGAAAUGACCUUUGGAUCCCGCCUCAACCGCUAUGCACUGGUCCACGAGGCUGGGGCCCGGAAUUACUUCGUCUUGGUUGCACAUCACGCUUCGUACGAUGGAUGGACACUUCAACUGAUGCUGAGGGUGCUAUCGAACGUAUAUCGAGGAGAACCUUACACGGCUAAGUCGUUCGACUACUUCAUGAAGUAUGUCCAAUCACUGGACAACGACGAGGCAAGCACAUUCUGGAAGAAGCAACUUGAGGGCGCGAUGCCAGCCAGCUUCCCCCGCCCCGUGAAGAAGAAUCAGGCUCCAGAUACCAGGAUUAUCAACAAAGCAAUGGAGAUCCCUAACGUUGAUCACGACGCUUCCAUUACGAAAGCUACUCUCAUUCGUGCUGCUUGGGCCAUCGUCCUCGCGAGGCAUUCUAAUACCGAUGAUAUCACCUUCGCCACAUCCAUUUCUGGCCGUCAGGCGCCUGUUACAGGUCUCGCUGAUAUUCCUGGCCCAGCUGUGUCAACGUUGCCUGUCCGUGUCCGUCUGGGGGGACCAUCGACCAUAUCUCAGUUCUUGCACAACAUUCAAAAGCAAGCAGCCGAGAUGAUCCCAUAUGAACAAUUUGGGCUUCAGAAGAUAGGGAAGCUUAGCGCUGAAAUCAAAGAGCUCUGCAACUUCACCAGUCUGUUGGUCGUCCAGCCGUAUCAAAAGAUGGCCGAGAUCGGUCGGGAUGUUGAGUCCAUUGUAGUCCCCGAGGGCUUGGAGGAUCAACAGGAUGAAAAGAAUCUUAGUGGAUACUUUAGCAUGCCUCUGGUAUUUCAAGUGGUCAUCUCUGACGAUGAGUUCGUAACGAAUCUGACGUACGAUUUGAACGUUGUCAGUGAGCUUCAGGCCACCGCGCUACUACAUCAGGUUGAGCAUGUCGUUCAAGAGCUCCUCCACAACAUGGAUAGGCCACUGGCAGAUUUAUCCGUGGCUGGAAAAUGGGAUAUAAGCCAGGCGUAUGCCAUGAACAGCGAUGUACCCGACAUUGUUGACUCAACGUUUCAUCAAAUGAUCGAGAAACAUGCCGUAAUUCGGCCUAACGCUGUUGCCCUUCAAGCCUGGGACGCAACUUUCACAUAUAAGCAAUACAAUGAAUCGGCCAACCGGUUGGCAAAGCACCUCACCUCACGUCGUUUGAUAAGCCCGGGAGAUCUUGUGCACGUUUGCUUCGAGAAGUCUGCUUGGCACUUUGUAUCCAUCUUGGCCAUCAACAAGGCCGGCGCCACAUGGAUUCCUCUAGAUCCAUCACACCCUCAGCAACGACAUAGGCAAAUCAUCACACAGACGGGAUCAAAGGUAAUCCUGACAUCUCCCAUGCACGCUAAGUCUUGUUCUAAGGUUAUCGAUACUGUCGUCGAAGUGUCGCUGGAGCUGGAUAAUCAACUUCUUAGGGAUAAGAAGAUCAGCAAUAGAAAUCUUGAUUUAUCUGUGUCGUCCAAGACUGCUUGUUACAUUCUUUUCACCUCUGGAUCUACUGGAGUACCCAAAGGCCUCGUGAUGGAACACUUGGCCGUUUGCACAAGCGAGGUGGCAACUGCUAAACGGGUCGGCCUUAACCCUGAGGUCAAGAUGCUUCAGUUUGCUGCCUUCGUCUUUGAUUUAUCUAUCGGAGAAAUUAUUGGCGCUUUAAUCACUGGCGCUACAUUGUGCAUUCCCUCAGAAACAGAUCGCAUCAACCACCUGGAGAGGUAUAUUCAAGAUAACAAGGUCACAUGGGCGUAUUUAACACCUGCCUUCGUGCGAACCUUGAAGCCGGAAGAUGUUCCCUCCCUCGAGCUGCUAUUGCUGGCAGGAGAGGCCGUUGGGAAAGACGUCUUUGAUACUUGGAUGAACAAACUGAGAUUUUUGAACGCUUGGGGACCAGCCGAAACGUGCUGCCUCACAACUAUUCAUGAAUGGAAGUCAGAUCUUGAAUCACCUCUCACUAUCGGGAUGCCGGUUGGAAGUCACUGUUGGAUCGUGGAACCCGAUAAUCCGUACAAGCUCGCGCCCACAGGAGCUCUUGGUGAAGUCCUGAUCCAAGCUCCCACAAUCCUUCGGGAAUACCUCGACAAUGUUGAGAAAACAUCUGCUUCGGUUCUCAGUGGCACGCCCCAAUGGGCCCCUAACACCGAUAAGCCUCAUUGGGGACGGUUCUUCCUGAGUGGAGAUCUAUGCUUCCAGAACGCCAACGGCCAUCUUGAAUUCUCCGCAAGAAAAGAUACCCAGAUAAAGAUUCGCGGGCUGCGCGUUGAGGUUGAAGAAAUCGAGCAUCAAAUCCGGAAUUGUCUGCCGGAAGUAUGUCAAGUUGCGGUUGACGUCUUUAAGACAAACAGCGGGAAACAGUUGUCAGCUUACCUUUGCUUCAACAAAGAGAACCGGGUAGACAAGAAGAAUAUUUGCUGGGACGGCAUGUUCGCCGCUAUGAGCCCCGAACUUUACGAUAAGACGCUGGAGCUCUCUGGAAGGCUCAAGGCUGCCCUCCCUUCAUAUAUGGUUCCUGCCACAUUCAUUCCUUGCGCCUAUAUGCCCUUUAUUACUUCUUCGAAACUAGACAGGAAUAGACUUCGCGUUGAAACAGAGAAAUUGAGCCCACUCCAACUUUCAGACUACUCCUUGCAGAACACGGAGAAACGCGCACCCCAAACAGACAUGGAGCGCGAUUUACAGACGAUCUGGGCAUCUGUGUUAAAGACAUCGGUUGAUAUGAUCGGUAGGGAUGAUAGUUUUCUUGCUAUUGGUGGCGAUUCCAUCGCAGCGAUCAACCUUAUGCAGGAGGCCCGAAGCCAAGGCAUUUCAAUCACUGCGGAUGACGUCUUCAGGCACCCGCAGCUCUUGGAACUUGCAUUACGAGCUCGCAGAGUUGAUGUAAAUUCACUGAGCAGCGCAGAAGCAAAACCCUUCGAACUUCUCACCACGGAAGAGAGCGAGUUCAUCUCGAACGACAUCCAUCGGCUCUGUAAGCUACCAGGAGAUUGUGAGAUCGAAGAUGCUUUCCCUUGUUCACCUCUCCAGGAGGGUCUUAUUUCUCUAUCGGUCAAACAAACGGGAUCAUACAUCACGAAAUAUUUCCUUCGCAUAUCUGAGAACAUCGACCUGCAGAAAUUCAAGGCUGCCUGGGAGCAUGCCGUGCGUCUCAAUGGAAAUCUGAGGACCCGAAUAGUUGCUCCCCAUGGAAGACCAAUUCAGGCGAUAUUCAAGAACGAUUUUGCCUGGGAAUCCGCGGCCGGCAUGGACCUGGUUGCAUUCACGCAAGCCAGCCAGAAGUAUGAAAUGUCAUUUGGAGAUCCUCUCAAUCGCUACGCAAUCAUUACUGAAGACUCCGGAAAGUCAUAUUUCGUCUGGGUUGCGCAUCAUUCAGUGAUUGAUGGCUGGUGCCUGCAGCUCGCUUUCAGGACUCUGUAUGAGUCUUACUGGGGAGAGGCAAUUACCAAGCUGCCCAGCUAUGCAACCUUUAUUAAACAUACUAUCGACCAGGACGUUGAUGCAGCUGCGUCUUUCUGGGAGCAGCAGUUGGAAGGGGCUACUCGAGCUAUCUUCCCAAUCUCUCCGGCAAAUAAUAGUAAACCAACCUUCGCAUUUAAACGUCAUAAAAUCUUGACGAAUGCUAAACACAGUGAGGGUUCAGUUACCAAGGCCACAAUGCUGAGGGCUGCCUGGUCAUUGGUCCUAGCUCGCCAUUGCAACACCCGUGAUAUUUGCUUUGGUGCCACAGUCUCCGGAAGAAGUGCUGCUGUUGAUGGAUUGCAGGACAUGCCAGGGCCUGCAAUCGCCACCAUUCCAGUUCGCAUAAAGAUCAUUGAUUGUGAAAAAGUGAAGCAAUUCUUGACGUCAGUGCAGAAUCACGCGACCGAUAUGGGCUCGUAUGAGCAAUUCGGGCUUCAGAACAUUGCCAGGAUCAAUGCAUCGGCGAGGGAAGCUUGCCAGUUCUCCAGCCUGAUGGUUAUUCGGCCAAAGGAGUUCAUCUCAGGAGACGAUAGUCGUACCAUUCUCGAAGCUGACCAGGCUAUCGAUAUCACUGAGAAUGAAAUGGUCAAUUAUUUCAAUUAUCCGCUCAUCUUGGAGGCCGACAUCGCCGAUAACCAUAUUGGCAUUCGGCUUGCCUACGAUGUCAAGGCCAUGUCAGCAGAGUUGACCGAGGCUAUUGCUCAUCAGCUUGACACAGUUAUGCAGCAGUUGGCAAGCCAUCCCUUGAAGUCUAUCAGCGAAAUAUCUCUUGUUGAUGACUGGGACAAAGAACACGCCUUGCGUCACCAGAACUUGAAGCCGUCUACUGAUCUAUGCAUCCAUGAAAUGAUCCGGGCUCAAAUUAAGAAGACGCCAAAGCUCCCUGCAGUCACCUCUUGGGACGGAGACAUGACAUACGCGGAAUUGGGUUCCUACGCUGAGCGACUCGCGUCAAGGCUCAGCUCUCUUGGCGUUGGGCCCGAGGUUAUCGUGGGUAUUUGCUUCUCUAAAUCAAUAUGGGCAGUCGUUUCAAUGAUCGCUAUCAACAUGGCAGGGGGAGCAUUCGUUCCUCUGGACACAGCUGCUCCAGUGUCUCGUUUGAAGGGCAUCUUGGAGGAUACUGGUUCAUCUAUGCUGUUGUUCGCACCAGAACACAAAAAACUAGCUACUUCUCUCGGGGUUUCGGCUCACGCUAUUGAUCAGCGUACGAUCCUCGAUCUGAGUGAGCCUAGCCACCCAGUCACUUCUGGCGUCUCCCCUGAGAAUGCUAGCUUCGUGAUGUUCACAUCAGGUUCCACCGGCAAGCCCAAGGGGAUGAUCUUUGAGCAUCGGAACACAUGCUCGACAUCGAACAGCCACGGCGCUAUCCAAGAUUGGGGCCCUGGCACCCGGGUUUUCAGCUACUCUAUGUAUACAUUUGACAUUGGUAUUAUUGACGUUAUGGUGUCGCUCUCGCGAGGCGCGUGCUUGUGCAUUCCAUCCGAGUGGGAGCGUUAUAAUGACAUCCACGGAGCUAUUAACAGGAUGAAGGCCAACUGGUCCUUCUUCACACCUACUCUUGCUGGGUUAGUCAACCCGAUAGAGAUACCAACAAUAGCUCAUGUCGGUUUGGGCGGCGAGAAUGUGACCAAGCAAGUUGUUGAUAGGUGGAGAGGCCAUGCCACGCUUCACAACCUUUACGGACCAGCAGAAGCAUCUAUUUGCGGUUGGCUUGCUGACGUAGGCAUUGUCUCAAAGCCUAGUAAUAUUGGAGUACCGUCGUCUUCCGCUUGGUGGGUUGUUGAGCCUGAUAAUGCUAAGCAGUUUGUGCCAAUUGGAUGUGUUGGAGAACUACUAAUCCAAGGCCCCAUGAUGGCCCGGGGUUAUAUCAACCCAGACAAGGCGUCGGCCCAGGCGUGGCUACGGGACGUGGAUUGGUUGCCAGGCAGCGUGCCUAACAAAGCCUACCUCACCGGUGACCUUGUUCGCCGCCUCGAAGACGGUACAUUUGAAUACAUGGGCAGAAAAGACACCCAGGUUAAGCUUCAUGGGCAGCGCGUUGAGCUGGGAGAGAUAGAAACGCGUCUCACGAUGAGUCUUACCCACGAUAUGGGUUGUGUGGUUGAUACCAUGGUCAAUGAGAGUGAUAUGACCAACACGUUGGUCGCCCUUCUCUGGUACACAAGCGGAAAGCUUUCGCAAGCUCAGGACCUAAAUAUCCUCAACGAGGUGACAGAGGACAUGAAGGUGAUGAUUACCGAUCUGGAAUCUUCUUUAAGUGAAGAAUUGCCUCCUUACAUGGUCCCCAGUGUUUAUUUGAUCUUCCAGGGCAUGCCAGAGCGGAAGAGUUCAGGGAAGAUCGAUAGACGUAAGCUUUGCUACAUUGCCAAGCACACUUCAGCCAAGCAGAGGCUUCAGUUCUCGCCUGGAGGUGGCAGCCGGGAGCAACCGGUUUCAGAGCAGGAGUUUCAACUUCGUGAUCUGUGGGCUGAGGUUCUCCAAAUCGAUGGGAACGAUAUUGGUAGACACGACAGCUUCCUGAAGGCAGGGGGAGACUCCAUCAGUGCGAUCAAGCUUGUUACGAUCGCACGUCAAUCAGGUUUGUCCCUGGACGUUGGCGCCGUAUUCCGUGACCCCCGGCUUUCGGCAAUGUCUGCUGCUGCUACCCCGAUGAAGGAGGAGUCAAAGAAAGAUCUUGACCCGUUCGUUUUGAUGGGAGAUAAUGCUGAACGUGCUCUUGUGGAAGCGGUGACAAGAUGUGGUCUCCGUGACUCCAGUCAAAUUGAUGAUAUCUACCCUUGUACAGCAUUCCAGACCGGCUUAAUGGCACUCACAGUCAAAGAACCUGGCUCGUACAUCGCUCAUCAUUCAUUCCGACUACCGAAACAAGUUGAUGUGGCAGCUUUCAAGUCUGCCUGGGAGCGAACUAUGGAGUUGUGCCCCAACAUGCGAACACGAAUCGUCCAAUUCCAAGGCUCUGCCGUUCAAGUCAUUGUCAACGGUAGUUGUGCAUGGGAAGAGCUUGACUUCAACCCAUCUUCUAGUUCGAAGAGCAAUGGAUUAGGCAAGGUGACGAUGACGUAUGGCCAGCCUCUCAAUAGAUACUGCCUCCAUAAGGAUCAGGAGGGCGUCACAUACUUCCUUUGGCUCAGCCACCACACCGUUUUCGACGGCUGGACUAUCCGGGUCAUUAUGGACUCGUUCCAUCGCCUCUAUAGGAACGAACCAGUGGCUAGAAACGGACUUUACAACUCUUUUAUUGAAUACACUCUUCGGGCAAGCGAAGAGGCAAACGAGGUCUUUUGGGAGAGACAGCUUGAUGGUGCUCGGCGAGCAUCGUUCCCGCCUAAGCCAACCUCCGGCGCCAGCGAAACGCACAUGUUCAACAAGCAGCUAGUCUUCUCCGAAUCCCGAAAGGGAGAUGUUACUCGAGCUACGGUUCUGCGUGCUGCAUGGGCUCUGGUUCUGGCUCGAUAUUCUGACACAGAUGAUAUCACAUUUGCAGCGUCAGUCUCUGGUCGUAAUGCCCCAGUGAGAGGAAUUGAGACGAUACCCGGUGUGAUGGUCGCAACUGUUCCUAUUCGUGUUCGAAUGGAUCCCGAGCAACGCGUGAGCAGAUUCUUGGAAGAGAUUCAAAACCAGUCAACUGAGAUGAUGGCUUAUGAGCAAUUUGGUCUGGACAAGAUCGCAAAAGUGAGCGGCGACGCCAAAGAAGCCUGUGAUUUCUCCAGCUUGGCUGUCAUCCAGCCUGUCCAACAACUGCAUAUCUCAAAGUCAGACUGCGGGGAGCUUCUCAUCCCUGUUGUUAAUGAGGAGGAGGGCAUGCAGAGGUCCCUUCAAGGGUAUUUUACAUAUCCUCUGGUUUUGCAGUGUGCUUUGGAUGAUAAAGAAGUCCACUUGAGUCUGAUUUUCGACUCCAAGACCCUGCAGAGAGGAACAAUCGAGGCUAUUGCAAACCAAUUCGAGCAUGUCAUGCAGGGACUCCUUGCGAACAACAGCCAGAAGCGAUUGGGUGAUUUAUCAAUGGUUUCUCCAUGGGACGUGGAAACUGCCAUCUCUCGCAACCCAGUGCCUGAAGUCUCUAACGAGUGUAUGCACCAUGUUGUUGAGCGUUUGGCGGCAGAGUCACCGAACAAACAAGCAGUUUACGCAUGGGACGGAUCACUGACGUAUUAUGAACUGAAUAGUGCAGCUAAUAAGCUCGCUCACUUCUUGGUCAACAGCUAUAAUGUCAAGACAGGUGACGUUGUUCACGUCAGUAUGCAAAAGUCGAAAUGGUAUAUGGUUGCGAUUCUCGCUGUGAACAAGGCUGGUGCUGCCUUUUCACCCAUUGACCCCGAGCAUCCACUCCAACGUAAACAGAAGGUUAUUCAGACAACUGGAGCCAAGGUCUUGCUAUCUUGCAGUAAAUUUGCGCCAGCCUGCCUGGAGCUCAUGGACAGUGUUAUCCAAAUCGACGAUGGUCUCGAGUCUCGAUUGCCAAACACAUCUAGAGGUCCACGAGUCAAUGUUUCGCCAAGCGAUGCCUCGUAUAUUCUCUUUACGUCUGGAAGCACUGGAACGCCCAAAGGAUUUAUUAUGGAGCACGGAGCUUUGUGCUCAUCAGCGCAAGCUAUCGCUAAACGUCUUUCUCUGGGAGCAUCUCCUCGCAUUCUCCAGUUUGCUAAUGUCAUCUUUGAUUUUUCUAUUGGUGAAAUCUUUCAAGCUAUCUUCAAUGGCGGCUGUAUCUGUAUACCGUCCGACCACAUGAGAAUGAACAACAUACAAGAGUUUGUACGAAGUGCUCGUGUUAACUGCGUUUCUCUAACCCCUUCGUUCAUAUCUACCCUUAGUCCCGAGCAAGUUCCUGGCCUGGAGAUCAUGAUCUUCGCGGGAGAGAAGGUACCACAAGACCUAUUUAAUCGAUGGUUCGGAAAGGUCCGCCUGAUCAAUAUGUGGGGGCCUGGAGAGACAUGUUUCAGCAGCUCGACCCAUGAAUUCACAUCUCCAGAAGAAUACACCGAUACUAUUGGACGACCAGUAGGCUCAUGCUGCUGGAUAGUCGACCCGGAGGACCCUGCUAAGCUAGCACCGAUAGGAACCGUUGGUGAGGUCUUAAUUCAGGGCCCGACUCUUCUGCGCGAGUAUCUUGGCGACCCAGUCAGGACCAAAGAGACUAUUCUCGAUACUCUUCCUUCAUGCGCACUAGAUGGACAGAGACAGCGGUUUAAUCGGGGUUACCGGUCUGGUGAUCUUGCAUACUACGAUUCAUCAGGAAAUCUACGUUUUGUCAGUCGCAAAGACACUCAGGUCAAGAUAAGAGGUCUGCGUGUUGAACUGGGCGAGAUAGAGCAUAAUCUCCUCAUGAGCUUAGAGGGAGCUAAGCAAGUCGCGGUCGAUGUCCUCCGAAGCGGAGAAGCAACUAGUCUCGUAGCCUACUUCUCAUUUUCCAAUGAAAAGUAUCCUGCUUCGGACGAGAAAUCGCAAACCGGCGAGAUGUUUGCCCAAAUCACAGCAGAUUUAAAGCCGAGAUUGUUGAAGCUCGUGGGCGCUUUGAAACUUAUUCUCCCUACGUACAUGGUGCCCUCAACCUUCAUACCUUGUUCGUUCAUGCCAGUGGGCGGGUCGUCAAAGUUGGACAGGAGAACUCUUUUGGCAAACACUCAGCGCUUAAGCAAGGAAGCCCUUCAUCACUAUUCCCUUGUGGACGAUGAGAAGAGGCCCCCCGAGACCUCGAUGGAGAUUCGCAUACAGGGGCUGUGGGCCUCGAUUUUGAAUCUUCCCGCCACAUCUAUUGGUCUGGAUGACAAUUUCUUCCAAGUCGGCGGCGACUCUAUUUCAGCCAUUCAGCUAGUGGCUAAGGCGCGUGAGGUAGGAGUUGAGCUGACCGUUAAGAGUAUCUUUGACGACGCUAGGCUGUUCGCUGUGGCUUCUUCCGCCACUGAGUUCACUGUCAAACAGGACGAGUCUGAGGAGUUGGAGCCUUUUGAUCUCAUUCCCGACCACUUGUUUGAUCUUGAUUGGGAGACUGAGAUAAGAGAAAUGUGCAAGCUUUCCCCAGAUCAAUUACUUGAAAACGUGAUGCCGGUCACCGAGUUCCAGAACGGCUUGAUGGCUCUCACAGUGAAACAACCUGGAUCACAUAUUGCUAAGUGGGUUUACAAGAUUUCCGACCAGAUCAGCACACCUCGAUUCCGAAAUGCUUGGGUGAAAACGGUCAACUCUUGUGGAAACCUCCGAACCCGAAUCGUCCAUCUUGAACAGACCACUCUGCAAGCAGUAGUGGCUGGUGACUUCGCAUGGGAAGACACGACUGGACUAAAUCUAAACCAAUAUAUGGCAUCAAUCAACUUGGCGGACAUGACAUAUGGUACUCGUCUCAACCGGUGGGCUCUUGUCUUGGAUCCGGAUGGAAACAGAUAUUUUGUUCUCAUUUGCCACCAUGCCACAUACGAUGGUUGGACGAUGCGACUUAUGCAUAGGACACUGGCCCAAGCAAUUUCAAGAUCCAAGGGACCUAGUCCCAAGUCGUUCGACAACUUCAUCCGCUACAAUGAGAGCCUCGACCAAGAGGCAAGUCGCAAGUACUGGCGCGAGCAGCUCCAAGGUGCGAUGCCUGCCGCGUUUCCUACGCCGAAGGAAAAGCCAGCUACAGGCAAAACACUAAAGAUCUCAAGGCCCGUUCAAACAUUGGCCUCUCGCCACCCAAACAUUACACAGGCUACGAUCGUAAGGGCUGCCUGGGCUAUGCUGCUUGGCCGGUACUGCGACUCAAAUGAUGUCUGCUUUGGUGCCUCAGUUUCAGGUCGCCAGGCGCCACUAGCUGAAAUCACUGAAGUAGCAGGGCCAGUAGUUGCAACUAUGCCGAUCCGAGUUCACCUAGACCGCGAUCUAUCGACUUCAAGAUACUUGCAGAACAUUCAAGGCCAGGCGACUGAGCUUAUCCAGCACGAACAGUAUGGCCUGCGAAGAAUAAUGCAACUUGGCAAUGACAUUCGGAACGCCUGCAAAUUCUCUAACUUGCUGGUUGUUCAACCGUACGAGAAGAUGGGCGAAGUAGGAAACGAAUCGGAUGAGAUGCUAACCCUAUGCCAAGACUACGAGGGCGCAAAUUCCUCCCUGGAAGGCUACUUCAACUACCCGCUUGUUGUCCAGGCACUUGUCGCUUCAUCUUCCAUUGAACUUCAUGUGACAUACAACUCUGCCCACUUCAAUACCUUGCAAGCAACACGGCUUGUGAACCAACUUGAGCACUAUAUCAGUCUUCUUAUGACUGAGACGACGAAGCCACUGGGGCAACUCUCAUUGGCAGGCUCAUGGGAUGUUAACCAGUCCAUUGAGCUGAACAGCGAGAUUCCCGAGGUUAUAGACGCAACUUUCCAUGGAUUAGUUUCUGAGCAAGCAACAAUCCGACCUGACGCGAUCGCUAUCGAAGCAUCGGAUGCCAAUCUCUCGUACUCGGAAUUAAAUCGACAUAGUGAUUACCUUGCAGAUCACCUAGUCGCAUUGAAUGUUAAAAGAGGCGACUUAGUUCAUGUUUGUUUCGAAAAGUCUGCUUGGCUUUUCGUCUCCAUUCUAGCUAUUAAUAAAGCGGGAGCGGCUUGGGUUCCUCUUGAUCCGGGUCAUCCUAGGCAUCGUCACCAGCAGAUAGUAGCUCAGACCCGUUCAUCACUUAUCCUCACGUCCUCGAAGCAUUUGGAUCUUUGCUCAGGUCUUGUGAAGACUUCUCUGGUGGUCACGUCAGAAUUGAUUGCAGACCUUGCUUCCAGCUCAAAGGCCACUCCUAGCACUCUUGGUAAUAGAUUGAACAGUGUUGCAUCCCCCGUCGAUGCUUGUUACGUGCUGUUCACUUCGGGAAGCACAGGUACACCAAAGGGCCUGGUUAUGCAACAUCGUGCCGCAUGUAGCAGUCAGCGAGCGAUCGGGAACCGCUUGGGGAUGAACCCGAAAGUCAAGAUGCUGCAAUUUGCUGCCUCAGUGUUUGAUGCUUUCAUUGGCGAAACGAUCGCUCCUUUGAUCGCCGGAGCAACAGUUUGUGUUCCUUCAGACUAUGCGCGAUUGAAUUCUCUUGUCAAGUAUAUUCGGGAUUGUAAGGUGAACUGGGCCAUGUUGACGCCCUCCUUCGCUCGUACAAUUAAGCCCGAGUCUGUUCCUUCCAUCAAGUUGCUGAUGCUCACUGGCGAGGCGAUCCCUCGGGAUGUGUUUGAGGCUUGGGUGACAAAGGUCCGACUUAUAAAUGGCUGGGGACCAGCUGAGACCUGUGUGUUUAGCGCUCUACAUGAAUGGACAUCGAUCGAGGAAUCAACAAUGACAAUUGGCAAGCCUGUGGCUUCAUUCUGCUGGCUGGUCAACCCAGCAAACCCUCUGCAACUUGCCCCAACGGGCACACUUGGUGAGGUUAUCAUUCAAGGGCCUACGCUGCUUCGUGAGUACCUCGAUGAUACUAAGAGGACUGCGGAGGCACUUUUGACAGGAAAGCCGAACUGGGCGUAUGACUCUGGCGAAAGAGGAUGGAAUCGUUUCUAUAAAACUGGCGAUCUUUGCUUCUACAAUGACCGGGGCCUGCUGGAGUUUUCAUCACGGAAAGAUACCCAGUUGAAGAUUCGUGGUCAACGUGUGGAAGUCGGGGAAGUAGAGCACCAAAUCAGAACUCUUAUGCCGGAUUUCUCUCAAGUGGCGGUUGAUGCUGUUCGAGGAGAGGGUGGCGUGCAUCUUUUUGCCUACAUCUGCAAUAAUGCCGACACAACGGUUCGAAAGCAGUCAGAGGGCAAUAAUCAUCUGUUCAUGGAGCUUGAUGAUGAUCUUCGCAACCAGAUCGGGGACCUGACCAGACAGCUCCGUGCUCUUUUGCCAUCUUAUAUGAUCCCCAAGGCUAUAAUCCCAUGUGCAUAUAUGCCGUUCAUAACAUCGACCAAGCUUGACCGCAAGACCCUCAACAUAGAGGCAGCAAAAUUGUCUUCAUCACAGAUUGCCGAAUACGCCUUGCAAAACACCGUGAAGCGAAAGCCAGAGACAGAGAUGGAGGUUCUUCUUCAAGGCCUUUGGGCUAAGGUCCUGAAUCUGCCACCAGACAGCAUCGGUAGGGACGAUAGUUUCCUUGCAAUCGGUGGCGAUUCCAUCGCAGCCGUUCAUUUGAUGACCGCUGCCCGCGAGAAGGAAAUUCGAAUUAGUGUUGACGACGUCUUUCGGAGUCCCCAGCUCCUUGAACUAGCUCUUCGUGCCGGCGAAAAAGAGUCUCCCAAGCUCAACGUGCUUGAGAUUCAGCCUUUCGAGCUACUGAAUGAGGAAGAGAAAACAAUGGUUCAGAACGGACGGGUUCAUGAGAUAUGUAACCUUCCACCCAACAGCAUAAUUGAAGACGCCUUCCCAUGCUCCCCUCUACAAGAAGGUCUCAUUUCCCUCGCAGUUAAGCAAACUGGGUCUUACAUCACCAAGUACGUCUUCAAAAUAGACAAGAGCACUGAUUUGAAUCGCCUACGCAAAGCGUGGGAGCGUACUGCUGUAUUAAACGCCAACAUGAGAACAAGGAUCAUAUCGUCAGGAGCACGCUCAGUCCAGGUUCUAGUCAAGGAUGACAUUGAAUGGGAGUCUGCUGAAGGCUUGGAUCUCCAUGCAUUCAUUAAGGUCACCCAAGGCUACAAGAUGGAGUUUGGGUCCCGCCUCAACCGCUUCGCGAUAUUAAAGACGCCUUCAGGCGACUCUUACUUCGUGUGGAUCGCUCACCAUUCUAUUAUGGAUGGCUGGUCCUUUAAUCUUGCGUUCCAGGUUCUCCACGAAUGCUUCUGGGACCAGCAACCUGCAAAGAUUUCGCCUUACGUUGCAUUCAUCAAGCAUACGAUGGAUCUCGAUCACGAUGCCGCGAGCUCAUUCUGGGCCAAGCAGCUGGAAGGCGCCACGAGGCCGCAAUUUCCCUCAACGAGUUCAAAUAACACCCAAGCAACAUUCAGGUUCCUCCAUCAUGAUAUUAACACCUCACGAGUUUCGAAAUCCUCGGUUACGACCGCCACAGUUCUGAGAGCUAGCUGGGCCAUGGUGUUAGCUCGCCACUGUAAUAGUGAAGACGUUUGUUUCGGUGCUACUUUGUCUGGUCGCAACGCCGAUAUCGAAGGCCUUCAGAAUAUGGCUGGCCCAGCUAUCGCCACGAUUCCUGUUCGCGUUCAACUGGACUAUACCUCCACUGUUACUGAGUUUCUACAAGCCAUUCAAGCGCAGGCAACUGAUAUGGCGGUUUAUGAACAGUUCGGCUUGCAAAAAAUCGGCAGGGUUAGUAAUGAUGCAAGAAACGCCUGUCAAUUCUCGACUCUAAUGAUCAUUCGGCCAAGAGAGUCUCACGCUGCUGUGGACGGUCAAAUGAUCUUUGAUAUUAGUGAACACAACACGGUCACAGAAGACGAAAUGGCCCACUACUUCAACUACCCACUUGUUUUGGAGAUGGAUCUUUACCCUGAUCAUACCAAGAUCCGAAUUUGUUAUGAUGAAGCGGCAGUAUCCUCUGAUCUCGCAGAGGCUCUUGUCCACCAGCUGGAAACUGUCACCAAACAGCUUCUUUCAAGCACAUCUCAACGUCUAGACAAAGUCUCUCUUAUCGAUGAGUGGGAUAUUCAAAAUGCGCUGCAGCAUCAGAAGCUUCAAGAUUCAACAAAUGCUUGCAUUCAUGAAAUGAUCCGGACGCAGAUUAAAUCCACACCUAAUGCUCCUGCUCUUACAUCUUGGGAUGGUGAGAUGACUUACUCAGAAGUAGGUUACCAUGCUGAAAUGCUUGCCAGCCAUUUGGCAUCUAUUGGCGUUGGACCAGGCGUCUUUGUUCCAAUCAACUUUUCUAAGUCUGUCUGGGCUGUUAUCUCUAUGCUUGCAGUCAACAUGGCUGGUGGUGCUUUUGUGCCACUGGAUCCCUCCGCCCCAGCUCAGCGCCAACAGGGCAUUCUAAAAGAUACAAAAGCGUCUUUGAUUCUCACGGCUGCGGAGCAUGAACGUGAUACACAUGACCUCGGAAAAAAGGUUCUUGUCAUUGAAAAGGGCAAUAUUCUCAAGAUGUCGAAGUCUUCGUCAAAGCCUGUUCGAUCAAAUGUGACCUUUACCGACCCUAGUCAUAUUAUGUUUACGUCUGGUUCAACUGGAAAACCAAAGGGAAUAGUGUUUGAACACCGAAAUAUCUGCUCUACCUCUGACAGUCAUGGUGUCAUCCAAAAAUGGGGCCCCGGAACGCGUGUCUUCACUUAUUCUGCAUACACGUUUGAUAUAGGGGUUAUCGAUGUUAUGGUUGCUCUAUCGCGCGGUGCAUGCCUCUGUAUCCCCUCAGAAUGGCAACGGUAUAAUGAUAUUCAUGGUGCAAUUAAUACCAUGAAAGCUAACUGGUCUUUCUUCACACCGACUAUGGCUGGAUUAGUGAAUCCUUCCCUAAUUCCAACAAUUAAGAACGUAGGCUUAGGAGGAGAAAAUGUGACCACCCUUGUGGUUGACAAUUGGCGGGGUCACGCAACCCUUCAUAACCUCUACGGACCUGCUGAGGGUUCAAUCUGUGGUUGGAUCGCUGAUGUUGGAAUCGUUUCAAAGCCAAAUAACAUCGGCAUUCCUUCUUCCUCAGCAUGGUGGGUUGUAGAACCAGAUAACCACAGGCAACUUGUUCCAAUCGGAUGUGUCGGUGAGCUCAUGAUUCAAGGACCGAUGGUGGCCCGUGGAUACAUUGGUGUUGAAGAAGAGCUUUGUGCCGCUUGGUUGGAGGAUGUUUCUUGGCUUCCUGGAGAUAUGCCGACCAAGGCGUAUCUCACAGGUGAUCUUGUCCGCCGACUUGGAGAUGGAAACUUCGAGUAUCUCGGACGUAAGGAUACUCAGAUCAAAUUGCAUGGGCAGAGGGUCGAACUCGGAGAAGUCGAGUCACAUUUAGAGGAAAGCCUGCCGUCGGGAAUGAGCUGUGUUGUUGAUGCCAUUUCAGACAAAGAAGCAGGCACCAACACACUCGUUGCUCUCAUGUGGUCUACUGAAUCUGUUUCAAGCAACACACACCUCCAACUAGUUGAAGAUGUCACAGAGGGAACCCGAACACUCGUUUCUCAGCUUGACUCGUCUUUGAAACUUAUUUUGCCUAGCUAUAUGGUCCCUAGCAUGUACUUUAUCUUCGAUGGAGUACCCGAGAGAAAGACAUCUGGAAAGAUUGACAGGCGUAAGCUCUGUUCAAUCGCUCAGGGCGCAUCGGCCAAGGAAAGGCUUAGGUUUUCCCCAGCCAGCCAUGGCUACGAGGCGCCGGUAACCGACCUUGAAUUCAAGAUCCGAAACAUCUGGGCCCAGCUUUUGCGAAUUGAAGCUAGUGAAAUCGGCCGCCAUGAUAGUUUCCUGAGCAUUGGGGGAGAUUCAAUAAGUGCCAUUAGAUUGGUAACUGUUGCCCGUGAGAAUGAUCUCGCUCUGGAUGUUAAGACAAUUUUCGAGGAUCCAAGGCUCUCUGCAGUCGCAGCUUCCUGCCGGCCGGCGGCCAACACUCUAUCCAAAAACCCCGAUCCAUUCAGCUUAUUGGAACAAAAUGAAACACAGGCUCUGAUGGAGACAGUUAAAGCACAGGCCAAUAUUACUGACAAGGAACGAAUCGAGGACGUUUUUCCUUGUACCCCACUUCAAUCUGGUCUGAUGGCUUUAUCAGUGAAGCAGCCAGGUUCCUACAUCGCCAAGCGAGCGUUCAAGAUGAGAAAGAACAUUGACUUAAACGCUUUCAGGAAGGCGUGGGAAGGCACAGCUGAUAUUUGCAGCUGUCUCCGGACCAGAAUUGUGGACGCUGAGGGAAGAGCCUUCCAAGCCGUUAUCAGAGAUGAUGUUGACAUCGAAACUUUGUCCAAUAAGUCGAGCUUAGAGAUUCUCCAGAAAACCUCCAGCACAGUUUCAAUGACUUAUGGCUCAAAGUUGAACAGAUUCUGCCUUGGCCAAGACGAAUUAGGCAUCAACUAUUUCUUCUGGGUCAGCCACCAUAGCGUCUUCGAUGGAUGGAGCGUUUCUAUCAUCAUGAGAAUCUUGAGGCAGUUGUAUGACAAUGUGCCAAUAUCAACACUGAGGUCUUACCCGACGUUUAUUGAGUACACGAUGCAGUCUACGCAAUCGGCAGCGAAGAGCUUUUGGGAGCAACGUCUACAGGGAGCUAACCGUACACGUUUCCCACCCACACCUUCUGGUAGCACUGGAAAGGGCAACAAUGCGAGCAGAAACUUUAGCAAGACCUUGGCUCUGGCAAAAUCCAAAUCAUCAUCCAUCACUCAGGCUACUUUGCUACGUGCUGCCUGGGCAGUGCUUUUGGCAACUUACAGCGAGACAGAUGAUGUCACAUUUGGAAUCACUGUUUCCGGGCGCAACGCCCCAAUAGAUGGAAUCGAGGAUAUAGCUGGUCCGAUGAUUGCCACUUCCCCCGUCCGUAUACAGCUGGAUAGCAAUAAGUCAAUCGAGAAGUUCCUCCAGGAAGUUCAAACACAAGCGAAUGAAACAAUUCCCUAUGAGCAGUUUGGUCUGCAAAACAUCUCAAAGAUCGGGCCUUCUCACAAGGAGGUUUGUGAUUUCUCCAGUUUGAUCGUUAUGCAGCCAGGAAACAAGGUCGGUCUAAUGACUGGUGAAUCGGAUGACCUCCUUACAAUGGCAGAAUUGGAACGAGGCGCAGCUGAGCAAACGCUUCAGGAUUACUUCAACUACCCUAUCGUCAUGCAAGGCAUGAUGAUUGGUGACCAAAUUCAUCUAGCCUUUACUUACAACAAUGAAAGCUUGAAAGAAAUCCAAGUCGAAGCCUUGGCUCACCAACUUGAGCAAAUACUUAAUGAAUUCUCCCACCAAAGCCGUCAUAAAUCCAUCAAAGAUAUACGACUCAGUUCGCCGUGGGAUGUGGAAACGGCCUUGCUUCGCAACCCUGCUCCAGAGGCGGUUCAGCUAUGUGCCCACCAUGUUGUUGAACGGCACGCCAGGGAAUCGCCCGACUCACCCGCGGUACACGCUUGGGACGGCGAUCUGACUUACAAAGAGUUGAACGAUAUGGCCAAUCGAUUCGCUUCUCACCUCAUCAACAAGUACGCUGUGCAAGUCAAGGAUAUUGUCCACGUUUCCUUUGACAAGUCGAUGUGGUAUUUCGUUGCAAUCCUUGCUAUACAUAAAGCCGGGGCCGCAUUCUCUCCUAUAGACCCGACUCACCCAACCCAGAGGAAACAUCAGAUCAUCGAGCAAACGAAAGCGAAGGUCAUGAUUGUCUCCGCAGGUCUUGCAAGUACAGCCUCUCAUUUGACCAAGCACACCAUCGAGCUCACAGCUGCACUAUGCAAGACACUUAGUAUAGAUACCGACAAACUGUCAGCUAUAAAAGUGUCACCUGAUAAUCUCGCAUACGUACUGUUUACAUCAGGUAGCACAGGACUACCAAAGGGGUUCUUAAUGGAGCACCGCUCUCUGUGCUCAGCGCAAAAUGCCAUUGGGACCAGGGUCGGGCUUACUCCUGAAGCUCGAGUCCUCCAGUUUGCCAAUUUCGUCUUUGAUUUCGCAAUCGGAGAGAUCUUUUUGGCACAAUGGUGCGGAGGAUGUAUCUGCGUGCCGUCAGAGAAAACGAGAAUGAACAACAUCCCUGAAUUUAUUCGUUCAGCACGAGUAAACAGCGGAUUUUUGAGCCCAUCUUUCACCCAAACCUUGGUGCCCGAGGACGUUCCAUCCUUGAAUCUUCUUAUUCUGGCUGGAGAAGCAGUGCCACGCGAUCUGAUGGAGAGAUGGUUCGGAAAGGUCCGUCUCCUGAAUGGCUGGGGUCCUGGAGAAACGUGCGUUGUCAGCUCUAUUCAUGAAUAUAAGUCAUUGGAUGACUCGCCAACAACCAUUGGCCGCCCAGUUGGCAGUUAUUGCUGGGUUGUGAACCCAGAUGACUCGAGUAAGCUGGCACCCAUCGGAACAAUCGGUGAGAUAAUGGUCCAAGGUCCUACAGUAUUACGCGAAUACCUUGGAGCACCCGAGAAGAACAGGGCUUUGAUCUCUUCCACUCCACCAGAGUGGUCGCCGAACCAGCAUGAUCAGUAUUUGAGGCGUUCUUUCAAGUCCGGUGAUCUCGCUAGAUACAAUGCAGAUGGUGUUCUUGAGUUUAUCAGCCGAAAAGAUACGCAGGUCAAAGUCCGCGGCUUACGAAUAGAGCUUGACGAAAUCGAACAUAGCAUUUCUGCAAACUUGCAAGGAGUGUCCCAAGUGGCAGUUGGUGUCUUCAAGUCCCAUGGCGCGACUAACCUUGUGGCGUAUAUUUCUUUCUCAACGGCAAAACUGCUAUCAGAUGACAUGGCAAGUUCAUCACCAUUCCUAGAUAUUUCAUCAGAGCUGGCGGGCAAGCUCACGGCAUUAGUUAGCCAGCUGAAGCUAUUGCUCCCAUCGUAUAUGGUCCCGGCAAUGUUCGUCCCCUGCAGCUUCAUGCCAAUCAACAAGUCUUCCAAACUUGAUCGAAUUCUUUUGACCCGGCAAACUUCUGAGCUAUCUAUUGAUCGCAUCCGUCAUUAUUCCCUUCUUGACACUGUGGUCAAGAGAGGACCGGAAACAGCAAUGGAGAGCCGCAUGACAGAACUCUGGGCGUCUGUUCUUGAGCUACCAACAGAGUCUAUUUCUCGUGAUGAUAAUUUCUUACAAAUUGGUGGAGAUUCAAUCUUGGCAAUUCGUCUCGUGAAUAUGGCCCGGGAGGCUGGCAUCGAAAUAGAAGUGCAACAGAUCUUCGACGACCCGCGUCUCUGCAUGAUAGCUUCCCGGGCUGUUGCGAUCGACACUGUCAAGGACCGAAACAUUGAACUGGAGCCUUUUGAUCUGCUCCCCAAGCACCUUCAAGAGUUUGAUUGGGAGACCGAGGCGUUAGAGCUGUGUGACCUGUCAGACGAGGAAGAGAUUGAAAACGCCAUGCCUGUUACAGCCUUCCAAGAAGGACUCAUGUCGCUUUCUGUCAAACAGCCAGGAUCUCAUAUUGCGAGAUGGGUGUAUAAACUGUCGAAGUCUACGGAUGUCAAGAAGUUUAGGAAGGCAUGGGGAAGAACUGUUCGUUAUUGUCGCAACCUGCGUACACGUAUUAUCAACAUCUCAAAUACAGCACUCCAGCUUGUGCUAGUGAACGACACGGAAUGGGAAAAGACAAAGGGGAUGGACCUUAAUCAAUUCAUGGCCCAGCACAAAAAUAUCAACAUGACUCUCGGCACUCGCCUCAACCGCUGGGCCAUGGUAGAAUCAAACGGCGAUAACUACUUCGUCCUCAUCUGCCAUCAUGCUACAUACGAUGGAUGGACCAUGCGGCUUAUGCUGCAAACAUUGACUGAGGCAUACAACCAAGUCAAUGGGCAAGUUCCAAAGACUUUUGAUUACUUCAUCCGAUACACUGAAAGCAUGGACCGUGAUGCCGCGAGGCAGUACUGGCUUGACCAGCUUCAGGAUGCUAAAUCGGCAAGGUUCCCCAGUAUGAAGCGCAACUAUAAGAGCAGUUCGGCGCAUGUGAUGCAAAAAACCUUGAGUCUAUCAGCUUCUUCGCACUCCUCCAUCACUCAGGCUACACUUGUGAGAGCUGCUUGGGCUUUGCUGCUGUCUAGGUACUGUGAAACGGACAGUGUAUGCUUUGGUACAACGAUCUCUGGCCGGCAGGCGCCUGUACACAAUAUCAGUGACAUUUCAGGUCCUCAUGUCACCACGUUACCCAUUCACGUUCGACUAGAUCAAGCUACUUCCGUUGCAAAGUACCUACAGCAAGUGCAAAAUCAAUCCACAAAGAUGAUCCCUUAUGAGCAAUAUGGGUUGCAAAAUAUUCUCAAACUCGGCCCCAGUAUCCGUGAAGCCUGUACAUUUUCCAGUUUGUUGGUUAUCCAACCUUACGAGAACAUGGCCAAGGUCGGAAGUGACUCAGAAGCUCUGUUCACCCAGCACGACUAUAAUGAUGGCGAGUCUUCCAUGGAAGAUUACUUUACGUACCCUCUCGUCGUUCAGGCGCUUGUUUCGUCCUCGGUGUUGACUCUCAACAUUACUUACGAUGUUGGCGAACUCACUGAAUUCCAGAUCACUGCCCUUGUUCACCAGCUCGAGCACAUAAUGGAUAUCUUAUGCACCGAGACAACGAAGCCGUUGGCUGAUCUUUCCUUUGCAAGUUCCUGGGAUGUGGAACAGGCUUUAGCACUCAAUGAUAUUCCAGAAGUGACUGAUGCCACCUUCCAUGACCUCGUCUCAGACCAGGCACAGCUGAAUCCAGACGCUGUCGCGAUUGAAGCAUGGGAUGGUGUAAUGACAUACAAAGAGCUUGACCUCAGCUCAGGCUAUCUAGCCUCACACUUGCGAUCUCGAUUCGACAUUCAGCUGGGUGAUCUCAUACAUGUUUGUUUCGAGAAAUCGCUUUGGUAUUUUGUUACAAUCCUAGCUGUCAAUAAAGCUGGUGGAGCAUGGGUUCCUCUAGACCCCUCACAUCCCAUUAAACGCCAACAAGACAUAGUAAAGCAAACGGGAUCCCGUCUCAUCCUCACAUCAAAACUACAUUCUGGCCUAGCUUCCAGUCUCGAUGCGGAAGCAGUGGAGGUUACGGCAGAGCUCCUGAAGUCUGUAAGCUCGAACGGGCUGACUCCUCAUACAUCAGUGAACAUCGCCUCUCCUACUCAUGCUUGCUAUGCCCUUUUCACAUCUGGUAGUACCGGAACACCAAAGGGGUUCGUCAUGGAGCAUCAUGCUAUAUGCACCAAGGAGAGACUUGUUGCCAAGCACCUAGGCCUAACACCGGGCGUAAAAAUGCUACAGUUUUCGUCCUUUGUUUUUGAUCUCUCGAUCGGAGAGAUUAUCAACCCAUUGAUCAGCGGUGCUACGGUAUGCGUUCCAUCGGAAGAGAUCCGAAUGAACGAUUUGACUUCCUUCAUCCGAUCGAAGCAGAUCAGCUGGCUCUACCUGACCCCAUCGUUUGCUCGAACGAUAAAACCAGAAACAGUACCCUCUGUUGAAUUGUUAGUGCUCGCAGGUGAGGCAGUUCCUAGAGAUGUGUUUGAGAUGUGGGUAGGCAAGGUUCGCGUUCUCAACGCCUGGGGCCCAGCCGAGACUGUCUGUCUCAGCACUCUGCACGAAUGGACCUCCAAGGACGAAUCGCCUCUAACGCUCGGAAGACCUAUUGGUGUUUUGUGCUACAUCGUAGACCCUUCAAACCCGUACAAGUUAUGUCCAGUUGGCACGAUGGGCGAGGUAAUGAUUCAGGGCCCUGCGCUCCUCCGUGAGUACCUGGCUGACCCCAAGAAAACGGCCGAAACUACCGUAAGCGAUUUACCGUCGUGGGCUUAUCGCGGUAAUAAAUCCUGGAAUCGUUUCUACAAGUCAGGUGACAUUUGCUUUCAAAAUGCUCAAGGUCUUCUCGAAUUCUCGAGUCGCAAAGACACCCAAGUCAAGAUUCGAGGUUUACGUGUUGAGCUUGGCGAAGUUGAACACCAGUUACAAUCAAUAUUACCGGGUGCCUGUCAGGUUGCGGUCGAUGUUCACUCUGCCGAGUCAGGCAAAUGCCUCGUGGCGUAUGUUUGCUUUAGCAUGGAAAGUAAGCCGACCACUUCGCUCGACCAGAGUGACCUCGAGGAAAUGUUCGCUUCCAUUGACGAAGACCUGCAUGGCCAAAUGUCUGCUUUGUCGGGAGAGCUUAAAGUGACGCUUCCACGAUAUAUGGUCCCGACGUAUUUCAUUCCCUGCAGCUUCAUGCCGCUCAUGACCUCCUCGAAAAUGGACAGGAAGCUUUUAAAAGCCCAGACCAUGGCGUUGAAUCUUGAGCGUCUUGCUGAAUACUCAUUACAGUCACAGCACAAGCGUCCAGCAGAGACUGCAAUGGAAAAGGCUAUGCAAAAAGUCUGGUCUCAAGUGUUGAAGAUCGCGCCCGAGGAGAUUGGGCUCGAUGAUAGCUUCCUGGCUCUGGGCGGCGAUUCAAUCACGGCCAUAUACGCUGUCUCUGCCGCUCGCGAGGCUGGCAUAAAAAUAGCGGUACACCAGAUUUUCAAAGAUCCUCGGCUUUUCAUGGUCGCCUCGGAGGCGAUUGCAGACCUGGGAGGUGACUCUCAAAGCAUAGCUCCAUUUGAAUUACUUCCGCGGGAUUUGGAUACCUCUGAAUGGGAGAGCGAAGCGAGAACAGUAUGUUCGUUAUCAUCAACAGACCAUAUAGAAAACGCAAUGCCCGUGACUUCGUUCCAGGAGGGAUUGGUGGCUAUUUCCGUACAGCAGCCAGGGUCAUACAUCGCACGAUGGAUUUACAGGAUAUCCGACGACACUGAUCUAGGUCGCUUCAAAGAAGCUUGGAUUAGCACUCUUCGUACGUGUGCAAACCUAAGAACUCGAAUCGUUCGUAUCGGCCAGGCUACUCUUCAGCUUUCGAUUAAGGAUGACUUUGAGUGGGAAAACACCGAGGGCCUGACUAUACAAGAUUAUUUGACUAAGGUUGAUGAUAUGACUAUGACUCUAGGAUCGCGGCUUGGUCGUUGGGCCAUCGUUGGAGACGACUUUGAUGCCAAGGACAAAUAUUUUGUUCUCGUUCUUCAUCAUGCAGUGUAUGAUGGCUGGGCACUCCAACUGAUCCUCCGAAUCUUCGCUUCCUACUAUCACGGUAGUGAGAUGCCAGCCCCAAAGUCGUUUGAUCAUUUUAUCAAAUACACAGAAAGCAUAGAUCUACAAGAAGCUUCUCAGUACUGGGCCAAGUCGUUGGGAGGUGCAAAAUGUGCCACGUUCCCACGAACUUCAGACGGUGCUGCCGGAGCCAAAGUCAACGUCAUGAACAAGACUAUCACUCUCCAACCAUCUGCUCAUCGCUCCAUCACCAAAGCCACUAUUAUGAGAGCAGCUUGGGCCUUGGUCCUAGCGCAAUAUUGCGAGACGGAUGAUAUUUGUUUCGGCACAUCUGUGUCUGGCCGUCAGGCACCAGUAUCGGACGUCACCAAUAUUCUAGGCCCUGUUGUUACGACCCUUCCAGUUCGUGUGUUAUUGGAUGGACACGCUUCCAUUUCUUCUUUCUUGCAGAAGAUCCAGUCACAGGCUACUGAAAUGAUACCGUACGAACAGUAUGGCCUACAAAACAUCUUCAAACUGGGUGAAGAUAUUCGACAAGCCUGCACGUUUUCUAGUCUUUUGGUGAUCCAGCCAUAUGAGAAAAUGUCAGAAGUCGGAAGCCAAUCGACAGCCAUGAUGAUUCCCUCCAUGGCCGGCAGGGACAAGUCACAAGCCAUGGAUGGAUAUUUCACGUUCCCUCUAGUUGUUCAAGCUCUACUGUCGGACACUCAAAUCGAUCUCAACAUAACGUACAACUCAGCUCAUUUGACCGAAGGUCAGAUGACAGGUUUGAUCAGUCAACUGGCCCAUGUUAUUGAAGGUCUAAAUGCUGAAACAACCACCGCGUUGAGAGACCUGUCUAUAACGAGCCCCUGGGAUGUAGAGAUGUCCUCUAGGCUCGCUCACAAUGACGUUGAAAUUGUCAACUCGACAUUCCACGAUCUAUUUGCCAAGCAGGUCAGGAUACGCCCUGAUGCUAUUGCAAUCCGUGCAUGGGAUUUCACCUUCUCUUAUAGUGAAGUCGAGCGCUAUACAAACUCCCUCGCGGCACACCUCGUUCACUCUUUUAAGGUUCAAAAGGGCGACUUAGUUCACGUUCGCUUUGAAAAGUCGGCUUGGUAUUUUAUUUCUAUCUUGGCAAUCAAUAAAGCAGGAGCUGCUUGGGUGCCACUUGAUCCUUCGCAGCCUCAACAGCGGCAGCAACAGAUCGUCUCGCAAACAAAAUCGACCUUGAUUCUGACGUCUCGAAGACACGCAAAGAUGUCAUUGAAGCUUAUUGACCGAGUUCUUGAAGUUGAUUCAAAGUUCAUGGCAAAGCUUCCCAAAAAGAGCGUCAAGUCUCUUUCCUCACCAGGGGAUGCUUGUUAUGUUAUCUUCACCUCUGGAAGUACUGGCGUGCCAAAAGGAUUCGUUAUGGAACAUCGGGCAGUCUGUACAAGUCAGACAGAGAUUGCAAGUAGGUUAAACUUGGACCAGGAUGUCAACAUGAUCCAAUUUGCCUCCUUCGUAUUUGAUCUCUCGAUUGGUGAGAUUAUUGGGCCCCUGAUCAUGGGAGCGACGGUUUGUGUUCCUUCCGACGAGAUGCGAAUGAGCAACCACGACUUAGUCUCUUUCAUCAACGAGACUAACGUCACAUGGUUCUAUCUUACGCCCUCUUUUGCGCGGUCUAUCAGACCAGAGUCUGUUCCGUCUCUGAAACUCUUACUUUUCGCUGGCGAGGCAGUUGGACGAGAUGUUUUUGAAACAUGGGUUACAAAGGUUAGAUUGAUCAACGGAUGGGGCCCAGCAGAGACCUGCUGCUUUAGUGCUAUCCACGAGUGGACUUCAGUUAAUGAGUCUCCACUGACAAUCGGAAGACCAGUGGGAUCACAGUGCUGGAUCGUGUCUCCGGAUGAUCCUACAAAGCUUGCUCCAGUUGGAACGUUAGGAGAGGUUUUGAUUCAGGGACCAACUUUGCUUCGCGAAUACUUAGGUGACCCUAAGCGAACUGCGGACACUAUUCUGAAGCACAACCCAAGCUGGGCUUCCAACUCCGGUUCAGAACAUUGGCAGUCUUUUUACAAAUCCGGAGAUCUCUGUUCAUGGAACUCGCAGGGCCUGCUAGAAUACUACUCUCGAAAGGAUACACAGGUCAAGAUCCGUGGGCUGCGUGUCGAACUUAGCGAAGUUGAGCAUAAUAUUCUCUCUAACCUGCCCGAGUCUUGCCAGGUCGUAGUCGGUCUGCUUGAAUGCGAGAUAGGUAAACAUCUUGCUGCCUAUGUUUGUCUGUCCAAUUCGACACGCUCACCUGGAGAGGGACUUGAUUAUGAUGACCUCUUCUCGGACCUCGAUUCAAGCCUUAACAAACAGUUCACUGAGAUUAUUGGCAACCUGGGAGCUAGCCUACCAAAAUAUAUGAUUCCUAGUCUCUUUAUCCCCUGCAGUUAUAUGCCAGUUGUAACAUCUUCCAAACUGGACCGAAGAACUUUGCAGAACGAAGCAAUGAAGCUGAAUCGAAACCAAUUAGAGAUUUAUGCCUUGAAAACAACCGAAAAGCGCUCCCCAGAGACUGAGAUGGAAAGGCAUAUGCAAGAAAUCUGGGCAAAGGCAUUGAAUCGUCCUCUGGACACGAUUGGCUGCGACGACAGCUUUCUUGUGUUAGGAGGAGAUUCGAUAACAGCCAUCAACGCCGUAUCAAUUGCUCGUGAAGCUGGUAUAUUGUUCACAGUGAACGAUAUAUUCAAGGACCCCCGUUUGUGCUCCGUUGCCUCUGUGGCUUCCAACCUAGAACCAGGGGAAGAGCAAGAAGAGAUCAAACCUUUUGACCUGCUUCCUAAGCGAUUAGCUAGUACUUCUUGGGAAGAGGAGGCCAGACAGAUAUGUGAAAUAUCGCCAGAUGUGAACAUUGAAAAUGCCAUGCCUGUCACGCCCUUCCAGGAAGGGCUCAUGGCCCUCUCCGUUAAGCAGCCCGGCUCGUAUAUUGCCAAAUGGGUUUAUAGUAUACCAGACGGAGUGGAUAUCAAUCGCCUCAAGGCCGCAUGCGAGAACACGGUCAACGUCUGCGGCAAUCUUAGGACAAGACUCGUCAGCGUUUCUCAGAUGACCUUACAACUUGUUCUGCAAGAGAAGCUCUCAUGGGAGCAGCCCGGUAUUGCCGAAAUCGAAGAAUAUAUGGAUGAGAUUGGCCAAAUGACCAUGACAUACGGUUCAAGACUCAGUCGUUGGGCCCUGAUUCAAGAGCCCUGUGGAAAAUCCUACUUGGUUCUCGUGGCCCAUCAUGCCAUCUACGAUGGAUGGACCUUGCAGUUGGUCCUUCGAACUAUUGGCAACUCUUACUAUGCUUCGGGCCUCCCAGCACCCACAUCGUUUGACUACUUUAUGCGCUAUGUUGGAAGCCUAAAUGGCAAGUCGGGUGAAGAGUAUUGGCGAAACCAACUGGCCGACUCCAAGCGCAGCGUCUUCCCUGAGUCAACUAAGAAAUCCCGUGUCAGCGGGGAUCACGUUUGCCGACGUGAAAUCACUUUGCCUAGCUCAUCAGACAAGUCCAUUACCAAAGCCACCAUUGUGAGAGCAGCGUGGGCACUGAUGCUGGCACAGUAUUGUGCCACAGAUGAUGUAUGCUUUGGCACGUCCAUAUCCGGUCGCCAGGCUCCCGUGAGCGGCAUAACGGAAAUUGCCGGGCCUAUGAUCGCCACUCUGCCGAUCCGGGUUCGUAUUAAUUGUGACACAUCGGCUAUGGAGUUCCUACAAAUGAUCCAGACUCAAGCUACAGAAAUGGUUCCUCAUGAGCAAUACGGCCUUCACAGUAUCCUGAAACUUGGAGACGAGAUCCGAGAUGCCUGCAACUUCACCAGUUUACUGGUUGUCCAGCCCUAUGAGAAAAUGUCAGAGGUUGGAAGCCAGUCAAAGGCCGUCUUAGUUCCGUAUGGAGGUGGCAAAGCCCAGUCGUUGAAUGGGUACUUCAGCUUCCCACUCGUCGUCCAGGCCUUAGUCUCUGAUACCAGCAUGCAGCUGGUACUCUCAUACGAUGGCUCCAAGCAUACCGAGAGGCAAAUAACAGGGUUAGCGAAUCAACUCGACCAUUUGAUUCAGAUUCUCUCUACACAAGCCAGUGAAAAACUCCAUAAGCUUUCCUUGGCCAGCCCCUGGGAUGUUCAACAAGCGAGUGAAUUUAAUUGCGAAACGUCAGAAGUUGUCCACUCCACCUUUCCCGAACUGGUGUCUGCUCAGGCCAAACAGCGCGGUGAUUCCGUGGCUAUUCGGGCGUGGGAUGCUACUCUCACCUAUCAAGAACUCGAUAGGUAUUCCGACUACCUAGCAUCGCACCUCAUAUCAUCUUUCAAUGUUAAACGAGGAGACUAUGUGCAUGUCUGCUUCGAGAAGUCAGCUUGGCACUUCGUCUCAAUCUUGGCAAUCAAUAAAGCCGGUGGCGCUUGGGUGCCCCUCGAGCCAGCACACCCGCUUCAACGGCAGCAGCAGGUUGUCUCACAGACAGGCUCCAAACUGAUCCUCACAUCUGCUCAAUACAAGUCACUUGGCGCCAAGCUCGUGGAUCAUACGCUUGAAGUUAGCCCUGCACUCGUUACAAGUUUGAUCCGAAAACGGCCCAACACACCUAUCAACGGUCGAGUCUUACCCGAUGAUGUCUGCUAUGUUCUCUUCACCUCCGGGAGUACGGGAAUACCCAAAGGAUUUGUCAUGGAACACCGGGCAGCUUGUACCGGCCAGAAAGCCAUCGCAACCAGACUUGGACUUGACGCAGGUGUGAGCAUGCUGCAGUUUGCUGCUUUUUGCUUUGACCUUUCAAUCGGAGAGAUUUUCGGGCCUUUGAUUGUAGGAGGUACUAUUUGCAUCCCAUCAGAUGAGACUCGGAUGGGCGACCUGGCUGCUUUCAUCCGUGAAACAAACAUAAAUGCGGCAUUUAUGACCCCGUCAUUCUCACGCACGCUUGAACCAAAAUCCGUACCUUCUCUCGAACUUGUGUUAUUCGCUGGAGAAGCAGUCCCGCGAGAUGUCCUUGAAACGUGGUUCGGCCAAGUCUCGCACCUCUGGAAUGGUUGGGGUCCUGCAGAAACAUGCUGCUUCAGUACCCUACAUAAUUGGAAGUCGAUCGAUGAGUCUCCGUUAGCAAUCGGUCGGCCUGUUGGCGCUCGCUGCUGGAUAGUUGAUCCCAAUGAUCCACAGAUUCUCGUUCCGGCGGGCACGUUGGGCGAGGUUGUCAUCCAGGGCCCAACCUUGUUGCGCGAGUACAUCGCCAACCCACAGAAGACGGAAGAAUCGAUGGUCAGAAAUCUCCCAGCAUGGGCAUACAGGCCCAAGUCCGGGCCUCAGCUUUGGAACCGAUUCUACAAGACUGGCGAUCUUUGUUUCAUGAACGCACAGGGUGUACUCGAAUUCUCCAGCCGCAUCGACACUCAAAUCAAGAUUCGCGGGCUGCGAGUAGAAUUGAGUGAGGUUGAGCAUCAUCUUUUAUCCAAGUUCCCAGGCGUUUGCCAGGUUGCUGUGGGUGUUCACCGGGGAGAUUCCGGGGAUGUGCUUAUUUCAUACUUAUGUUUCAACAAUGAUACAAGCACAUGUAUCCAACAUGACGGUUUGUUCCUGGCCGUUGAGGAAGAGUGGUUUGACCAGUUAGUCGAAGUGUCAAGAGAACUUGCUCUUGCGCUUCCGAGAUAUAUGAUUCCAACAAUCUUCAUUCCAUGCAAAUAUAUGCCAGUGAGUAACUCAAUGAAGAUCGAGCGCAAUGUCUUGCAACGACUCAGUGCCGCAUUGCCUGCCGAGCAACUUAAACACUACUCACUAUCAAAUUCCGUCAAACGUGAACCUCGAACACCUAUGGAGAUCAAGUUGCGGGAGCUUUGGAGUACUCUUCUACAGAUGCCAUCUGAAUCCAUUGGUCGAGAUGAUGGUUUCCUUCAAAUUGGAGGCGACUCCAUUUUAGCUAUCAGGUUAGUCUCACUGUGUCGAGACGAAGGGCUCCUGAUAUCCACCAAAGACAUUUUUGACGAUUCCCGUCUCUCAUCUCUUGCUGCCAAGAUAACAUGCACCGACGGUACCGUCUCCAGCGAGGAAAUCAACGCAUUUGAUCUUCUUCCGGAACAAAUCAAAGACCAGGUUUUAAGCGAUGCCGUAGCAAGAAAAUGCGCACUAUUGGACGACCAGCAUGUCGAAGAUGCCUACCCCUGUACGCCUAUCCAAGAGGGCAUGAUGGCUCUGGCCGAGAAACAGCCUGGAUCUCAUGUGGCCAAGUAUGUCUAUCGUCUGUCUGAUUUCGUUGACGUCGACCAAUUCCAGACGGCGUGGGAGCAAACCAUCCUUCACUGCCCAAAUCUUCGUACUAGAAUCAUCCAGUUGCAGGGCAAAUUUGUGCAGCUAGUGCUGAACGACGAUCCUCAGUGGGAACUCACAUCCGAGGAUGUCGGAAACACAGUCAAGGAAAUUUCUUCCCAUGCAAUGAGCUCCGGAACCAGACUCAGCCGUCAUGGCCUCGUCACCACAGACAAUGGCACAAAUUACUUCGUUUGGGCCGUUCACCACUCUAUCUAUGACGGAUGGUCCUCCCAGCUGAUCCAGCGUACCUUGUUCAGCCUCUACCACAAUCUCCCUGUUGCAGAUGUACAUCCUUAUGCCGGUUUCAUUAAAUACAUUAAUAGCGUCAGUGAAGACUCCUUCAUGGAGUAUUGGUCAAAACAACUCCAUGAGGCGAAGCAGCUCUCUUGGCCCCCCGCAACCCCCAAGUCAAACUCAAGAUCAGCCAAUCCUACCAAAGUCUAUGUAGAGUCUAUAGAUCUACCUAUCUCUAAGACUAGCACUGUGACGAAAGCGACUAUCGUCCGCGCUGCUUUGGCUCUGGUGCUUUCUCGAUACUCAGAGGACAGCGAUGUAUGCUUUGGAACCAGCAUAUCCGGCCGCCAGGCUCCUGUUUCCAAUAUUGACAAUAUGUGUGGAGCUGCGAUUGCGACAGUACCCUUACGCAUGCGCAUCGACGAACAGCAAUCAAUCGAUCAAUACUUGAAAUCUGUUCAAAGCCAGGCGGUUGGCAUGAUUCCAUACGAGCAAUACGGCCUACAGAAGAUCGCGAAACUGUCUAGAGAGGCUGAUGAAGCUUGUAAAUUUUCGUGCCUGCUCGUCGUCCAGCCUGUCCAGCAAAUGUCUCGUCUUGCAGGUGAAGCACAGUCAAUCUUUUCCGCAGACGACUCUGGCAGUCUCACUCUCGAGGACAGCAUGGAAGGUUACUUCACCUACCCCCUCGUAUUCCAAGUCAUCGUCGGUGAUGGACGGGCCAACCUAACAAUCACUUAUAACAGCGACAUUCUCAGCAAAACUAAAGUGGAAACUCUAGUCUACCACUACGGCAACGUUGUGCAGCAAUUGCUAGUCAAGCAGGACUCAUCCGUACAAUCUAUCUCGCUUGCCGGCGCGUUGGAUGUGGAAAAAGCUCUCAGCUGGAACAACCAUUCCACUGAAGUUGUCGAUCGCUGUUUCCAUGAACUAUUUGAAGAGCGUUCUCAUAGCCAACCGAACGCAGUAGCUAUCGACGCCUGGGACGGAAAGCUCACGUACGGCCAGCUCAAUAGCGCAGCAAAUCGCCUAGCUCACUACCUUGCCGAAGUGCACUCUGUUCGUCCGGGCAGCAUCAUCCACGUCUGCUUUGAGAAGUCUGUCUGGUAUAUUGUGUCUAUUAUAGCCAUCAAUAAGGCUGGUGGUGCCUGGGUGCCUCUUGAUCCUUCCCAUCCUGAACAAAGGAAGAAGCAAAUCAUCAACCAAACUGGAGCCAGAAUCGCUCUGGUAUCAUCAGAAACAACCAAAAUGCUCAGCUCACUGUUAGAUACAGUCGUCGAAGUCUCGCCAGCGCUUGGGCGCGAUCCGGCAAUGCAAUCAGCUGAUUCCAAACAAGGGCCGGCUGUCGAGGUGUCCAUUUACGACCCUGCGUAUAUAUUGUUCACAUCUGGAAGUACAGGCACUCCCAAGGGCUAUGUAAUUCAGCAUAGGGCUCUUUGCACGAGUCAAACCAACAUUCCCCACUACAUCGAGCAGAGCAGAUCCUCGAGAGUACUUCAAUUCGCAUCCUAUACCUUUGACUGUGCGAUCGCGGAAAUCAUUGGCUCUCUACUUCGUGGAUGCUGCAUCUGUGUGCCGGACGAUGAAACCAGGAUGGGCGAUCUUCCCGGUUUCAUUGAAGAAUAUAACGUCGACUGGGCAUGGCUGACGCCGUCGCUCGUACAAACUCUGUCCCCAGAAAGAGUCCCAAACCUCAAGGUCAUUGUAUUGGUAGGUGAAGCAGUAACGCAGGACCUCUUGAACCGCUGGUUCGGCAAGGUCCGCCUAAUCAAUCUAUGGGGUCCUGGAGAAGUGGUAGUGGGAAGUACGUGGCAUGAAUAUUCCUCCAUCAAUGAUGUACCGAGUAAUAUCGGCCGCCCACGUUGUGGAUACACGUGGGUUGUUGAUCCUCAAGAUUGCACCAAGCUGGCUCCUAUCGGAACGGUUGGUGAGAUUGUUAUUCAAACGCCGACAAUGCUUCGAGAGUACCUCAACAAUGAUGAACAGACCCGCAACAGUAUCAUUUCGACCUUGCCAGACUGGGCUCCAAAACAUUCUGAUUCUUCAUGGAACCGCUUUUAUAAAACAGGUGAUUUAGCCUCGUAUAAUGAAGAUGGCACCAUCAAUUUCGUCUCUCGAAAGGAUACGCAAGUCAAGAUCCGCGGUCUUCGUGUUGAGCUAGGUGAAAUCGAGUUCCAUAUCCGAGAGUUGCUGGAAGGUGUUCAGCAGGUUGGCGUCGAUGUCCUCAAGACGGAUGUAGGUGUUCACCUGGUAGCCUACUUCUGCUACAGCGAUGAAAUGCGGUCAAAUCAUCAAGAUGACAUCUUCCUCCCCUUGGACUCUAAGCUCCAAGAUGCCAUUCUAAAGUUGACUGGUAGCCUGCACCUCGCCCUACCUUCGUAUGAAGUCCCGACCAUCUUCAUUCCGUGUAGCUAUAUGCCAAGCAACAUAUCAGACAAAUUAGAUAGAAGGGCGUUGAAGAGUUACACGCUGAACCUGGGCCAGGAAAUGAUAGCCAAGUACUCGUUAUCCAAUGCGGAAAAAAGAGCACCUGAGACAGAGGUAGAAAUUCGCAUGCAGGAACUUUGGGCUGCAAUUCUUAACAUCCCGAAGGAGAGUAUUGGUCGAGAUGAUAACUUCCUGAGGAUUGGAGGUGACUCCAUUCUGGCUAUCCAACUCGCAUCGGCGGCUCAAGACAUGGGUUUGAAAAUCACAGUUGGGAAUAUCUUCCAAGACUCACGACUAUCAUCAUUGGCUACUACUGCCUCUACAGGUACCCAGUAUUCAUCAAAAAUCGUCAAACCUUUCAGCCUGCUUCCGCACAACAGCACCGUGGCUGAACUUGCUUCGGAACUCCAGCGCCUGGGAAAUCUUCCUGAGCCACCGACAAUAGAAGAUGCAUUCCCAACCUACCCACAUCAAGAUGAGAUGAUGAGCGCCACGGCAAGUCGUCCUGGCGCUUGCGUUCAUAAACGGGUUUGGAGAAUCCCUCAAAAUAUUGACGCUGAUCGCUUCAAGUGGGCAUGGGAUCAGACUGUUAACUACUUGCCGGCUCUAAGGUGCAGGAUUGUAUCCUCCCACGGAACCAACAUUCAGGCCAUCAUCAAGGGUCAUCAAGAAUGGGAAGAAAAUCCUAAGCGAUUGGGUGUCAGAAGCUUCUUCAAAGAUACCGACAUAGUAUCCACCAUGGGAUUCGGAACCUUGCUUUCCAGGUAUGCUAUUAUUGAAGAGAACAAUGACCGCUUUUUCGUCUGGAUACAGCAUCACGUACUGCUUGAUGGCUGGAGUUUGUCAAUGGUUUUGGGGGUUGUAUCCAACUUCUAUUACAACGUUGCGGCCGCACCUAUUUCAAACUUUGCCAACUUCAUCCAGUACACCACCGAGAUCGACCAGGCUCAGGCUGUUAAAUUUUGGAAGACCGCACUCAAGGGCCUCAAGCAAUCACGAUGGCCGCAAAGACCACCCCCCACAAACGACUACGGCGCCUAUGAAUUGACCUUUACCACAAUUGAGGUAUCGAAUGAAUCAGCGUUCACUCUCGGUACUAUCCUUCUCGGCGCGUGGGGUCUUGCCAUUCGACACUUUGACAAUCAGGAUCGCGACAUCUAUGUCAUGCGGCUGUCUUCUGGCCGGCAAGCACCUGUGGCCAGAAUUGAGAAUGCUCCGGGGCUGUGCACCGUUGAAAUGCCAAUGCCAGUACGCAUUAAAAAGAGUCAACCCAUAUCAGAGUUUCUAUCAGAGUUACAGAAACAUUGCUCUGAGAGUGUGCCGUAUGAACACUUCGGUGUGGAGAACAUUGCCAACCUCUUACCUGAAGAUGAGAUUGAUGACAUUCUUGACCCAUCCACCUUAAUGAUUCCGCAUGCGGUACAAACCUCCGGUACUGGCGAGAACACUAAUGUAGCCAGCUUAAUGGAACAUGCGCCUGAAGUGUGGCCACCAGAAGAGAGUAUCAGAGGCUUCACGACCAGCAAUCUAUCCAUGCAUUGUCAACUCAGGCAGGAUAGCAUCCAAAUCUCUGCUUCCCACCGCGCCAGUGUCCUCAGCAGUGCAGAAGUUAGAGCCCUCUAUGAAUACUUAGAGUCGGCAGUUCUUGCAAUCUGCGAACAUCCGGAGACGAGCGUUUCGGAUCUUAUUGAUCACCUUGACUCUAAGCAUCCAUUGAUCUGA
Clonostachys rhizophaga is the source of this 39063-nucleotide messenger RNA. The record is from the annotation of a GenBank genome assembly. NCBI's taxonomy places the organism in Eukaryota, Fungi, Ascomycota, Sordariomycetes, Hypocreales, Bionectriaceae.